Messenger RNA from Anneissia japonica, 1971 nucleotides. Its product is annotated as tubulin--tyrosine ligase-like. The record is from RefSeq and is a predicted model, not a curated record. The transcript is spliced from 8 exons. The coding region runs from base 34 to 1212 and encodes 392 amino acids. NCBI's taxonomy places the organism in Eukaryota, Metazoa, Echinodermata, Crinoidea, Comatulida, Comatulidae. Gene Ontology annotation, biological process: protein modification process.
UUCAAAACAAGACGUGUUUUCGAACGAUAAAUAAUGAGUUUAAUAUUUGUAGUUAGGGAUCAAGAGAGUACUGUAUAUGCAGAAGUUGCUGAGUUGCUAUUGAAAAGUGGGAAGUGGAGAAAGGCCCAGAGCAAAAACACUCCAAAGUUUCAUUUGUUGUUUGGAGAAAGGAAUGGGCUAAAAUUCGGUAAACUUGGUCAUGAACCAGGGCUUUUACAAGCUGUUAACUAUUACCGUGGCAAUGGUCUGAUAUGCAGAAAAGUACAACUGACACAAAUGCUAAAGGCAACUUGUUCACAUCCACAUGAGCAAACACAUGAGCGUGUGCAGAAUGAACAUGAGCAACACGGCUGCCAGAGUUGGUACCCAACUUCAUUUGUGAUUCACCCGACAACAGAAGGAACUCCAGAAAGCAGUUCCCUCAGUGUAAAGGAGAGAAUGAUGAUGGCUCAUAAGGUGAGAGAGGACGAAAGAGAAGAUUUCCAGAGAGUUCAAAGAUUGAUGAAAGAAAAAAGGGAAGGUUCUGUAUGGAUAGCAAAAUCUAGUGCAGGAGCGAAAGGUAAAGGUCUGUUGGUGUCUGAGGAUGCCGACACUUUACUCAACUUCAUCGACUCGCAGUCAUUCUCACACGUUAUUCAGAAAUACAUUGAAAAGCCACUGCUUCUCCCAGGAUCAAGGAAGUUUGAUAUCAGGUGCUGGGCUGUGUUAGACCAUACGUACACCAUUCACUUAUUCAAAGAAGGUGUGCUGAGGACCUCAGCUGAAUGUUACAAUGCUGGAGAUUAUAGCAAUACUAUAAGCCACAUUACUAAUCAUUGCAUACAGCAAGAAUAUUCUGAAAACUUUGGGAAGUAUGAAGAAGGUAAUGAGAUGUUCUAUGAGGAAUUUGAUAGAUUCCUUGAUAAGUACUACAAGACAUCACUGGAAUUAAGUAUACUACCUCAAAUCAGGCAUAUCAUAAAGUAUUGCCUACUGGCCUGCCAGGAAAACCUUGAUACAAAGCAUCUAUCCUAUCAUAGCUUUCAACUAUUUGGUUUUGACUUCAUGUUGGAUGAUGCAUUAAGGGUGUGGUUACUGGAAGUUAAUGGAGCUCCUGCAUGUGCUAAGAAACUACUUCCACGACUGGCAAAUGGUAUAAUGUCCACUGUGAUUAACCCAAUAUUCUUUCCGGAGGAACAACAUGAACCUCAUCAAGACUUUGAAGUUUUAUGACAAAAUAUAUUUAGUGUACAAAAUCAUUUAAUUUAAAUUUAUUACUGCAUGUAGACAUAUCAUGAAAAUAAGUACAGGUACUUGUAAUUCUUCAGAUAUAUACCUCACCCAUUGGAACACAAAUUUAAGCCUAUUUUGGGGAGUGGAACAUGAGAGAGUCAGCUUAAAAAAAAAAAAUAAAAAAACUAAUGGAAGCCAUGUCCAAUUACAGGUCUCCCUCUAAUUAAAGACCACCUGCAAUUAUUAAAGACCAAAUUAACAAAUGUCUUUCAUCUUUAUUAUUCUAAUUAGAGACCAAAUGUGCUAAGACAAUUGAAACAUAGGUUCAAAAAUUGGUCUUAAAUGUGGGGGGGGGGGAGACCCUUAUUUGUAGGGAUGCCCAUUUUGCAAAUGCUCUUUAACCACACUUCGAAUUACAUUUGCAAUGAAAUGUAUUGCAUAGCCUAAAAGUACUUUAUAUUAGGUUGUUCCAAUUGGUCCAAGGUGAAGUUGCAACGAUGUUCAUACUACUUAUUAAACCAGUGAUUGAAAAAUUUUGUUUUCAACAUUCAUCAGUGGCAACACAAGAUCUCCUAGAAACGGCUUAAAAUUCCUCCCAGACUUACACCAGAGCCCUUGCAUUUAUACAAUGUAUCAUAUGUUGAACCAUGAUGAGGCCCAAAUGAAGUAAUUGAAAACCCAAAAUAUAAAUUGGCAAUAUAAAUUUACAGUUCAAUGAAUGUCAGCUUACUGUAAACAUUAAAAAUAUUUAAAAAAAAA